Molecule: messenger RNA, 1972 nt
Organism: Pelobates fuscus (common spadefoot toad)
Lineage: Eukaryota; Metazoa; Chordata; Amphibia; Anura; Pelobatidae
Gene: DNAJC2
Product: DnaJ heat shock protein family (Hsp40) member C2
Exons: 17
Coding region: 93-1955 (620 amino acids)
Biological process (GO): regulation of translational fidelity; 'de novo' cotranslational protein folding
Cellular component (GO): cytosol
Molecular function (GO): ribosome binding; Hsp70 protein binding
Source: RefSeq, a predicted model, not a curated record
AGUGCCUGCCUUGCUUCCAUGCGGCUUUGUCCGUCAGUGCCGGGUGAAGAAGGUUCCUGCUGUGCACCGUGGUGCUUCCUAUAGCCGGCACCAUGCUUCUAGAGGCCAAGCCUGAGGACAUCACCGCGGUCACCGGGACCCUGAGUGCAGCUUCAGUGCUGUGUCAGGUAGAACCAGUAGGAAGAUGGUUCGAAGCCUUUAUCAAACGCAGAAAUAGGAGCGUUUCUGCCUCAUUCCAGGAGCUAGAGGAUGAGAAGGAAUCAUCAGAAGAGUCUGAGGAUGAAGCGUACCAGCUAGAAGAAUUUCCACGUUUAAAAUCUCUUGAUCCCAAGGAUUGGAAGAACCAAGAUCAUUAUGCUGUGCUUGGGUUGAAGAAUUUGAGGUACAAAGCCACACAGAAGCAGAUUAAAGCAGCCCAUAAAGCAAUGGUCCUGAAACACCAUCCUGAUAAGAGAAAGGCAGCUGGGGAGCAGAUCGUUGAGGGUGACAAUGACUACUUCACGUGCAUCACUAAAGCAUAUGAAAUUUUAUCCGACCCAUUGAAGAGAAGAGCAUUCAACAGCAUUGACCCAACCUUUGAUAAUUCUACCCCAUCCAAGAAUGAAGGCAGAGACAACUUCUUCGAAGUGUUUAAUCCUGUGUUUGACAGAAAUAGCAGGUGGUCGAACACAAAAAAUGUCCCAAAGCUUGGAGAUAUGAAAACCUCUAUUGAAGACGUUGAUUCAUUUUAUUCUUUCUGGUAUAACUUUGAUUCUUGGAGAGAAUUUUCAUACUUGGAUGAAGAAGAAAAAGAAAAGGCUGAAUGUCGUGACGAGAGGAGGUGGAUUGAGAAGCAGAACAGGGCUGCCAGAGCACAAAGGAAAAAAGAAGAAAUGAACAGAAUAAGAACAUUAGUUGACAAUGCGUAUAGCAGCGACCCUAGAAUAAAGAAGUUCAAAGAGGAAGAAAAAGCCAGGAAAGAAGCAGAAAAGAAAGCCAAGGCUGAUGCCAGACGGAAAGAGCAGGAAGAAAAAGAAAGGCAAAGACAAGCGGAACUGGAAGCUGUUCGACUCGUAAAAGAGAAGGAAGAUGAGGAGGCACGGCAACAAGCACAACUAGCAAAGAAGGAAAAAGAAAUACAGAAGAAGGCAAUAAAGAAAGAACGGCAGAGACUGCGGACCUCUUGCAAAAAUUGGAAUUACUUUUCUGAUAAUGAAGCAGAAAGUGUGAAAAUGAUGGAAGAAAUUGAAAAAUUGUGUGACCGCCUUGAACUUGCCAGUUUACAGUCCCUGAAUGAGGCACUUUCAGCAAGCUCAAAAGAAGAAGGGAAAGUUGCUGUAGAAAAACAGAUUGUUGAUGUAAAUGCCCAACUUAAAAAAGAGAAAGAACAGGAAGAGGCUCGUAUGAGACAAUCUACAAAAGGUGCAGAUCAGUCUGCUACAGGAGGAAGUGGAGGCAGCGGCAAGUCUUGGUCAGAAGAUGACUUACAGUUAUUGAUAAAAGCUGUGAACCUAUUUCCUGCUGGAACUAAUGCAAGAUGGGAAGUGAUUGCUAAUUACAUGAAUUUGCAUUCAGUCUCUGGGAUUAAAAGGAAUGCAAAGGAUGUCAUCAAUAAAGCAAAAUCUCUUCAAAAACUAGAUCCCCAGCAAAAGGAUGAUAUAAAUAAGAAAGCAUUUGAUAAAUUCAAAAAGGAGCAUAAAGUUGUUCCUCAAUCUGUGGAUAAUGCUGUGCCUUCAGAGAGGUUUGACGGCACAGGUUCAGACUCUACACCCUGGACCACUGAAGAACAAAAACUUCUAGAGCAAGCUUUAAAGACCUAUCCUGUGAAUACACCAGAGAGAUGGGAAAAAAUAGCAUCUGCUGUCCCUGGCAGGUCCAAGAAGGACUGCAUGAAGCGAUACAAGGAACUGGUCGAAAUGGUGAAAGCUAAGAAAGCUGCACAAGAACAAGUUGUAAAUGCAAAAACCAAGAAAUGAGACUUUUGGAACUGUGU